This is a messenger RNA of Rubroshorea leprosula, 1386 nucleotides long. NCBI's taxonomy places the organism in Eukaryota, Viridiplantae, Streptophyta, Magnoliopsida, Malvales, Dipterocarpaceae. The record is from the annotation of a GenBank genome assembly.
AACAACCACCCUGUCCUCACUCCUCACCAUGGCUUCUCCCAAAGAUGACAAUCUAGUCUAUAACAUCCAGCUCUCCUCCGUAGGACCUGGCCACGUGACAGUACCUGAUGCCGUUCACCAUCUUAGGUCCAUGGACUUAGCCAUGAAGCUUCACUACAUAAAAGGGGUGUACUGGUUCAGCAGCCAGGCGGUGGGAGGGCUGAGCAUAAAGAACAUCAGUGAAGCUACAUUCUCGUGGUUUGAUGAGUACUACAUGACGUGCGGGCGGUUGACGAGGUCGGAGGGACGGCGGCCGUACAUAAAGUGCAACGACUGCGGCGCCAGGUUCGUGGAGGCGCAGUGCGACAAGACGGUGGAUGAAUGGCUGGGAAUGGAAGACUUCACCUCAUGUAAUGAUCUGCUUGUUUAUCAUAAGCCCAUCGGGCCCGAGUUAUCAUUCUCUCCCCUAAUUUUCUUGCAGGCAACCAUGUUCAAGUGUGGAGGGAUGUCACUGGGACUAAGCUGGCCUCACAUCUUAGGAGAUGCAUUUUCAGCUUCGGAAUUCAUAAACAGAUUGGGCCAUUACAUUGCUGGGCUUAGUCUUAAUGAGCCGCCCAAGCUUCCAAAAACACCCAGCAAAAGCAAAAAACGUGAUAACCCGGCCCAAUCUGUCAAACAACCCCUUUCCGUUAAGCGGGUGAACCCGGUUGGAGACCUCUGGGUAACUGAAACUAACUGCAAGAUGGAAACAAUUUCCCUCCACAUUUCUCCAGCACAACUAUCAAACUUACAGUCAAAGAUAUCCGGCGAGAAUCGGAACGAUUUUGAGUGUCUCUGCGCCAUUAUUUGGCAAUGCAUAGCCAAAUUCAGAGGAGAAUUUGAACCUCAGAUUGUAACAAUCUUCAAGAAAGGUCCCUCCAACCAGACUGGAGAUUGGGUUCCAAGGAACGCUCAAAUCAUAAGCACUGUUCAGGCGUAUUUUUCUGUGAAGGAAGCGGGUUUGACGAAGCUGGAAGUGCUGCUGGCGGAGCGGGGAAAGGAUGAGAUAAGCGAGAUUGAGGAGGUGGUAGAGAGGGAUAAUGGGGUGUCUGAUUUUGUUGCCUAUGGAGCACGACUGACAUUUGUGAACUUGGUAGAUGCAGAUAUGUACGGAUUUGAGUUGAAUGGAGAAAAGCCGAAGAUGGUCUAUUAUUCUCUCCAGGGUGUCGGAGAUGAAGGGGCGGUGGUGGUGCUUCCAGCGAGGCUGGAAGAUUCCAGUGGUGGCAAAGGAAGGAUUGUCACCGUGACUUUACCAAAGGAUGAGGUGCUGAAGCUCGAGUCUGAGGUCAUGACAUGUGGCCUAUUGCUUGAACGUGAACUGGAAUGAGUACAGAAGUUGGCAUAUUUUGAUUUAAAAGUAAAAAAGAA